Molecule: messenger RNA, 2715 nt
Organism: Myxocyprinus asiaticus (Chinese sucker)
Lineage: Eukaryota; Metazoa; Chordata; Actinopteri; Cypriniformes; Catostomidae
Gene: zdhhc20b
Product: zinc finger DHHC-type palmitoyltransferase 20b
Exons: 13
Coding region: 13-1110 (365 amino acids)
Biological process (GO): protein targeting to membrane; peptidyl-L-cysteine S-palmitoylation; synaptic vesicle maturation
Cellular component (GO): Golgi apparatus; endoplasmic reticulum
Molecular function (GO): protein-cysteine S-palmitoyltransferase activity
Source: RefSeq, a predicted model, not a curated record
GGAAGAAGAAAGAUGGCGCCUACACAUGUAUUGAGAUGCUGUCAGAGAGGUCUGGCUUGGAUACCGGUGAUAUUUAUUGCCUUAGUGGUGUGCUGGUCUUAUUAUGCUUACGUGGUGGAGCUGUGUCUAUUUACUAUUCCCAGCACUGGUGAAAAAGUCAUCUACCUAGUUGUCUUUCACCUGUCAUUCAUCAUGUUUGUGUGGUCUUACUGGAAAACCAUUUUUACAAGACCAGCCAACCCUUCCAAAGAGUUUUGUCUACCCAAAGCUGAGAAGGAGCAGUAUGAGACAGAACAGCGGCCAGAGACUCAGCAGGAGAUCCUGAAGAGAGUGGCCAGCAGUCUGCCCCUCUAUACCCGCACUGGGGCUGGAGCUGCUCGUUACUGUGACCGCUGCCAAGUGAUCAAACCAGACAGAUGUCAUCAUUGUUCUGCAUGUGACAUGUGUGUACUGAAGAUGGAUCAUCACUGUCCAUGGGUGAAUAAUUGUGUGGGAUUUUCCAACUACAAGUUCUUCAUCCUGUUCCUGACCUACUCGCUUGUUUACUGCUUAUUCAUAGCAGCCUCUGUCCUACAAUACUUCAUAAAGUUCUGGACAAGUGACCUGCCAGAGUCUCACGCCAAAUUCCAUGUCUUGUUUCUCUUUUUUGUGGCGGCCAUGUUCUGCAUCAGCAUUCUUUCACUCUUCACAUACCACUUGUGGCUUGUGGGAAAAAACAGGUCCACCAUAGAAGCAUUCAGAGCUCCAGUCUUCAGAAACGGCCCUGAUAAAAAUGGAUUCUCCCUGGGCUUCAGCAAGAAUAUUGCUCAAGUGUUUGGGGACCAGAAAAAGUACUGGCUACUUCCUGUCUUUACCAGUCAGGGAGAUGGCCUUUCUUUUCCUACACGGUUGGUCACUAUUGAUCCGGAGCAGCCCACUGAAUGUCUCCAGCCUGACGUUUCGGAUAAAGGUGCUGUAGAUGGAUCUGCUGAACAAUGUAGGCCUUUUAGUGAAUCACAAAACCAUCUGCUCGGUAACGAUUACCACAGUGAAGAAGAUCACAAAAAGAUAGAUUUCUUAAAGUCAGAUGAGAGUGAGGCCAUCACCAUCUCCAUUGAGACUGAGUCAUAGCCAGGACUGAAGCUGGUGUGGAGUGAGUCCUCAGUGGUCUCGUGCCUUUGACUCCCAGUACUGGGGACUGUUGAGGAGAAUCACAGCCAUCAAAGCUUAAGCCUUAAACAGCUCUUUUCUCUGAAUGCUUCUUAAAACUUUCCUACAUCCAUCGCUUGUGGAAAGUCCCAAAUCACUCCAUUACAUCAAGUCUGUAAAAUUGUUCUCAGCCCUCAUUCAUGCGUAGCAGCUGCACUCUUUUAACACAGAGAUUUGCACACCUGACUUUUUGCAUCUAUCUUUUUGCACAGCAAACUUUCUUUGCUCAGGCUUCACAGACCUACAGGACUUCUCAACCACAGAAUUCUCAACCAUGCAUGAGAUUUGAUACAGAUAGAAAUUUUCAAAAACUGUCCCCUAAGUGUUUAACAAGAAAAACACCAGUGCUGCUCUUCAGUCCUCAGUCAACACAAUAGAGCUGCCAAGAUCUGGCACCAACUGCUGUUUACAAAGAGGGCAAUGGAAAAACAGACACAACCCCUUUUUUUUUUUUCUUUUUUUUUUCUUUGAAAGGUCUGACUAAGCUCAUCUAGAAUCCAGUGUGUUGAUGGCUUCAGUUUAAGGGUAGAAGAACAUUGCAGAACCCAAGAUGUCUCAUUCACACUUUUAGAGUCUAAUGAAUUUUUUUUGGAAUGUUUUCCCUUUUGAAACUCCAUUCAGUUCUUUUUUUAAAGAUAUAAACACACAAGUUUACAAAGUUCAACAGAGUGUGACAGGGCAUUAGACACCCACAAAAGACUAAAAAAAUACUUGUGUUAUUAUUAAGCUGCUCCACUUGUAUGGUGACAUCUUAUUUUUUCAUUGUUUUGAGAUGAUUCGGGUGUGAAAUGUUGUACACAUGUUGGCCACUAUACGUAUGCCAAAUAAAGGGCUUAAUACCAUAGCCCUGUGUUUACAAAAUGUUAGUAAUACCUCUCUGCUGUCGCUGUGUAGCCAGUGUCACAUUGGAAACCAAAUGAAACUGCUGUGGCGUAAAGCCCACUAAACUUUGCAGGUUCCUCCUGCAGUAUUAGAACUGGCCAGCAGGCGGCACUUACAACACUAAAAUACAGGAUUGCAGAGUCAAUGAUUUUUGGUAUUGUAUCACCAGACUGUACAUUCAUCUCAAUCCUCAGUGCAUUGUUUUUUCUUUGUCUUUCUAUUUUUCUAUACAUAAAUGUUGUUAAUAGCUGUUCUUGUAUUCUUUAAGAAUAUAAAUUUUAGCAAGUGCUUUGGUAAAGCAGUAAAAGUGAUUUGUUCUUUUUGUGUGUUUAUACUUGUUGUAAACCUGGUUGAGUUGGAACAUGGUGUGAAAUAAUUGUACAGGUCUCCGUGACUGUUGCGUGAGCUUGUGUGGAAAUCCAGAUGUGUAUUUAUGUGCUACAAAGUGAACCGCAGUAAUUGCUGCCUUGUGUACUUUGUGUUCUAAUGUAUAGAAGAACUGCCUCGACAAAUCAAGAGAUGCAGGCACCAGAGUGUUGCUGUUCUAGCGUGUUUGAUGAACAUGCUGUUAAACUUUGUAAAAAUGAAUGUCAAAUGAGGGUAAAACAAGUAAAUACAACAGUAAAAAGAGGAAACGACAGGAAA